Microthlaspi erraticum is the source of this 402-nucleotide messenger RNA. The record is from the annotation of a GenBank genome assembly. Lineage: Eukaryota; Viridiplantae; Streptophyta; Magnoliopsida; Brassicales; Brassicaceae.
AUGGUCUUGCAAAUACAGCAUCCGGAUGAUGCUCUCAACCUAUUAAUGAAAUGGAGAACAAAGGUAUUAGACCGAUGUUUUACCUACAACUCCCUGAUAAGCUGCCUUUGUAAUUACGGAAGAUGGGAAGAUGCUGCUGGACUACUGAGUGAUAUGAUUGAGAAGAAAAUCAACCCGGAUGUUGUUACGUUCAAUGCAUUGAUCGAUGCGUUUGUGAAAGAGGGGAAGCUUUUGGAAGCUGAAAAAUUGUACGAGGAGAUGAUCAAAAGGUCUAUAGCUCCUGAUAUUUACUUACAUUCACUGAUCAAUGGGUUUUGCAUGCAGAGUCGCCUAGAUGAGGCCAAGCAGAUGUUUGAUUUGAUGGUUAGCAAAGGAUUGUCUCCCAGACGUUGUGACAUAUAA